Messenger RNA from Gloeophyllum trabeum ATCC 11539, 1188 nucleotides. Its product is annotated as DNA mismatch repair protein MutL. The record is from RefSeq and is a predicted model, not a curated record. Gene Ontology annotation, molecular function: mismatched DNA binding; ATP binding; ATP hydrolysis activity. The transcript has 7 exons. Gene Ontology annotation, cellular component: MutLalpha complex. NCBI's taxonomy places the organism in Eukaryota, Fungi, Basidiomycota, Agaricomycetes, Gloeophyllales, Gloeophyllaceae. Bases 1 to 1188 code for a protein of 395 amino acids. Gene Ontology annotation, biological process: mismatch repair.
AUGACGGCGGAAGGGAAUGGCUCGAUAAAAGUAAUCGACUCCCACUCUGUGCAUAAAAUCACGUCGGGACAGGUAGUGAUCGACCUGCAAACGGCGGUGAAGGAACUUGUUGAAAACAGCCUCGAUGCUGGUGCUACAAGCAUUGAGGUCCGCUUCAAAGACUACGGACUAAAGUCGGUGGAAGUUAUCGACAAUGGCAGCGGGAUUGCGCCGGAGGACUACGACAGUGUCGGUCUGAAACACCACACGUCGAAGUUAGCUUCUUUCGAAGACCUAUCAACCGUCCUGACGUUCGGAUUCCGGGGCGAAGCACUCUCCUCUCUAUGUGCUCUCAGCGAAGCUGUGACAGUAACGACUGCCACCGCCUCUGAGGCACCCAUGGGUACAAUAUUGGAGUUGGACAGGAACGGGCGAGUGAAGAGUCGGAGCGAGAAGACGGCGCGGCAGAGGGGUACGACUGUUGCGAUAACGGGGUUGUUCAGGCCUCUACCAGUGCGUCGGAAAGAGCUCGAACGAAAUGCGAAGCGGGAAUUCGGGAAAGCACUCAACCUGCUCAGUGCGUACGCUCUCGUUCCCUGUGCAAAGGAGAACAAGGGUGUCCGUCUGACUGUGUCCAACCAACCUGAGGUCGGCCGCAAAACAGUCCAGCUACGUACAGAUGGUACCCCUUCGACAAGAGCCUCAAUCUCCUCCCUAUGGGGGCCGAGGUCUUUAGAGAACCUAGUGGAUCUCGAUCUCUGCUUUCAGGUACAGACGGAGAAGUCAGUCCUCAAACGGCGAACGAUUACUGAAGGAGAAGACAGUGGCACACAGGUUCGAGUCCGAGGGCUUGUCUCGAAGUUCGCAGUUGGUUGCGGCAGAGCGGCUACAGAUAGGCAAUUUUUCUACAUCAAUGGGCGGCCGUGUAAUCCAUCGAAGGUGCAGAAGGCGUUCAAUGAGGUAUACCGCACAUUUAAUGCUACUCAAUCGCCCUUCAUUGUAGCCGACUUCAUUCUCCCUACCAAUACAUGCGACAUCAAUGUAAGCCCUGACAAGCGGACUAUAUUCUUGCAUAGCGAGAACAACCUUGUCGCAGGCCUGAAGGUGAGUUGUAUCUUGCGGAGCAUCCUUCAUCUCAUAUUCUAUGCGAUAUUUAUCAGCAAGAGCUCGAGGAAUCGUUCUCGCCCUCCCGGUGUACGUUUGAUGUGA